Messenger RNA from Sinocyclocheilus grahami, 2313 nucleotides. RefSeq names its product coiled-coil domain-containing protein 80-like. The transcript has 2 exons. Gene Ontology annotation, cellular component: basement membrane. Gene Ontology annotation, biological process: positive regulation of cell-substrate adhesion; extracellular matrix organization. NCBI's taxonomy places the organism in Eukaryota, Metazoa, Chordata, Actinopteri, Cypriniformes, Cyprinidae. Bases 595 to 2313 code for a protein of 572 amino acids. The record is from RefSeq and is a predicted model, not a curated record.
UGCAUGGGUUGGUCCUGUGCGCUCGUCAGAGGAUACGGAGGCUGCUGUGCUGUUAUUUUCUGACAUGUCUGGGAAAGCUUCCAGUGAUAAGGAGCCGCACAGAGAGUUUACCAAACUUUUGGAAGUAUUUCUGACUUUUUUCUCGACAUGCGUUGUGUUGAAGUGGCGCGUAUCAAGCUUCAAGAGACUGACUGAGGACCGGAGCUUUACUUCUUGGCAUCUAUUUGCAGCUGAUUAAGGGAUUAUAUGCAUUUUAAUACAGGAAUGACGAGAUGAGGAAAUCUGGCGCUGGGGUAGCAGUAAAUACUUAUUUGCAUUGAUUCAGCCAGAUCGCGCGCUGCAUGUUCAAGAAAUGUUUCCUAAACGCACUUACAGGUAAAACCAAGGUCGAUCUAACUUGACCGAUUUUGUCUUUUUUUAAAAGAAAAUUAUUUUCUUUGUUUGUUAAGUACCCAAAAUGGUUUUAAAUAACUUUUGCCUUGUUUUGCACUGAGCAUCAGAAUUAUAAACACUUCUAGAAAAUAAAUUGAAUCUUAUGACGCUUUACCGGAUUGUAUCUCUCUACUGACUUAAGUGUUACUAAAGUUGUCUAACAUGAGGGGAAGGUACAUGCUUGGUUUCGGUGUUUUGUGUCUGUUGACAUGGGCUGUUUACGUGUCAGAGAGCAGCCCGACCGAUAAACAAGCCAAACUCAGAUUGAUUUCCAUAAGACGAGCAAGACAAAACAAAUCACGACAGGGUCCGAUCAUCAAAACACGUUCUCCUUCAUGGAUCAAUGAUAGACGCCAACAGAUGCAGGGAGAUGAAGAUAUAAACGUUACCAGGCACGUCCAAUCCAGAAAGGUCUUGGCACAAAGGAGACCAGCACAGGGUAAGUCUAGGAACCCAAUCCAGCAGGAUGAUGGAACACCUGAAGCCAGGGCCAGAGUUUCCCGCAUGCCAAGCAGCGCUGGUUCUCCAAACUUACUGGCGUCAUUUGCAGGGAAAAACCGCCUGCUGGUUAUUUCCGCACCUCACGACUCUGAUGGUUACUACAGAUUGAUGAUGAGUCUUCUCAAACCUGAUGUUUACUGCGAAUUGGCAGAGCGGCACGUGCAUCAGAUUGUCAUGUUUCACCAGGAAGGGGAAUUGGGUGGGAAAAUCAGACGCAUUACUAACGAAGGCAAGGUGAUGGAAGAGCCGUUAGAUACGUCUAUUAUUCCCAGGCUCAUGAACUUUCUUAAAUUAGAAAAAGGAAAGUUUGGGAUGGUCCUUCUUAAGAAGACGCUUCAGGUAGAAGAGCGCUACCCAUACCCUGUCAGACUGGAAGCGAUGUACGAAGUUAUCGACCAGUCGCCCAUUCGCAAAAUGGAGAAAGUCAGGCAGAAAGGCUUUGUCCAGAAGUGUAAAGGGGCUGGGGUGGAGGGGCAGGUGGUCGAGGGUGUCCCCAGCAUAGACCCCCAAGUGGACCCACCAAUGGGGAGGAGAAAAGAGGUGCGGAAACCCAUUCGAAGACCGGCUACAACAACUACUCCAACUCCAACAAGACCAACGACCACUACCAAAGCAACUACCACCACCACCACACGUCCCCCAACUACAACCCGUUCCACCACUACAACGACGGCAACAACGCAGCCGACCACAACCACAACACAGACCACCACCACUCCAAGGACUACGAGAGCUCAUACUACCCCACAAUGGAUUCCAGCCCACAAGACCACCACUGAGCUUUACUAUUACAACCGUAGAGACAGACACCAGACAACCUCACCCACAACACUUCCCGUCUACACCAAAGCUAACACAGCAAAAUACAGGGACAACCACACAGAUAAAAAAGAAAACAACCACAAGCAUACCAGCAUUAUACCUACACAACACAAGCCACCUAAAGUUAAGCCUACAAAGAAAAACAAUGGCGAUAAGGAAAUUAGCAAUGCAUACGAAGAGAAAUAUGAUGUAGGUGAGCCCACCGACAUCUAUCCUGAAGAGAAGGAGGAAGAAAUUGUGCCUGUCAAGAAAGGCAAGGGCAGGGCAGAUAAAAAGAAGAAGAAGGACAAGACAGAGAGGAGGGGUAAGGAUGGAAAGGGUGGUAAAAAAAAUGGAAAGAAAGAAUCAAAAAUCCAUGAGAAAGAAGAGUAUCAGAAACCAACAAAAAGACAACCACCACCCCCUCCGCCACCUAAAGGAACUCUGGCAACCUUUCUGGACUAUUUUGAAAGCAAAAGGAGACUAAUUUUGAUCACCUCUCCAACAGAGGAGAACACCAUGUAUGCCGCCUGCUGGUUAUUUCCGCACCUCACGACUCUGAUGGUUACUACAGAUUGA